AUCGUUGCAGUAGUUGUCAACCAACUUCGGCGAAUCCAGUACAAGAUCGAGUGUUUGUUUAAACAGAAGUUUAAUUUUCACGAUCGAUUUGAAAACAAAUUUAAAAAGCGUGGGUGUAAACAUACCAUACUCAAAUAAUGGUCGAUUACAGCAAGUGGAAGGAUAUUGAAAUUUCAGACGACGAAGAUGAUACUCAUCCUAACAUUGAUACACCAUCCUUGUUUAGAUGGCGUCAUCAAGCAAGAUUGGAACGAAUGGAAGAAAGAAAACGGGAACAUGAGGAACAUGAAAGGAAAAAGGCAGAACAUAAGCAAAAACUUAAAGAUACAAAAGAAAAGCUUGCGAGGUUAGAGAGCGAGCAAAAGGAUUCCGCCGAUUUAACCGCGUUAAAAAAAGUUUUGCAAGACCUUGAAGAAGAAGAGAAACAAAUUAAAGCGAGAGAAGAUGAAAUGAAUAAAAAGGAAAAGUUGACACCAUGGAACGUAGAUACGAUUGGUCAAGAUGGGUUUACAAAAACUGUAAUAAACACAAAACCAGCACGAAGUGACGACGAUUCUGGUUUCUCAGAUGAAGAGAAGGAGAAAAGAAUGAAGCAAUUCGUAAAAGAAAAUGAAAAAAAGUUAAAAGAAUUCGGUAUGCUUAGAAGAUACGACGAUAGUAAGAAAUUUUUGUUGGAUAAUCCGCAAAUAGUUUGUGAGAAUACGGCAAAUUAUUUAGUUAUUUGGUGUAUUAAUCUAGAAAUGGAAGAAAAACACGACUUAAUGGAACACGUGGCUCAUCAAUGCAUAUGCAUGCAAUAUAUAUUGGAAUUAUCGAAACAACUAGAUGUUGACCCUAGAGCUUGCGUUAGUUCCUUUUUCAGCCGUAUACAAAUUGCAGAAGUAGAAUACAAAAAUUCUUUCGACGACGAACUUAGAGCAUUUAAGGAUAGAAUAUGCAAACGUGCUGCCGAGAAAGUUGCAGAUGCACUUAGGGAAGCAGAAGAAGAAGAAAGAAAAGCAAGGCUUGGGCCCGGUGGUCUUGAUCCGAUUGAAGUUUUUGAAAGUCUUCCAAAGCCCUUACAAAAAUGUUUCGAAGCACAAGACAUACCGUUACUGCAACAAACAAUAGCUGCCAUGCCAGAAGAAGAAGCCAGAUAUCAUAUGAAACGUUGUAUCGAUAGUGGUCUUUGGGUACCAGAUGCUAAAGCUAAAGAAAAAGAAGAACAAGAACAGAAAGAAAAUGAAGAAACCACGGGUACACCCGAUCCAGAAUAACACUUUGAACUGAGCUCCGCUUUUGCAUCUAUAUUUUUUGUUUUUCUCUUUGUUAAGAUACUGCUUGACUUAAGUCAUAUUUUAUAGAUUUACAAUAGAUUAAUUAAAAUAAAAUUAUUUGCAGCAGAUAAAA
This is a messenger RNA of Vespula vulgaris, 1389 nucleotides long. RefSeq names its product hsp90 co-chaperone Cdc37 (gene Cdc37). The record is from RefSeq and is a predicted model, not a curated record. The transcript has 5 exons. Gene Ontology annotation, molecular function: heat shock protein binding; protein-folding chaperone binding; protein kinase binding. Gene Ontology annotation, biological process: protein stabilization; protein folding. Bases 138 to 1256 code for a protein of 372 amino acids. Gene Ontology annotation, cellular component: cytoplasm. Lineage: Eukaryota; Metazoa; Arthropoda; Insecta; Hymenoptera; Vespidae.